UGGCACUACCCACCCGAGUUCUGGGACAGACUCUCGACGAUUCCGCUGAUCCGCUCAGCUCUAAAAGAGCUUGACCGGCGGAUUUGCGAACAACCUGCCCCUCCUCCCCCGUCGUUGCCAACAGAGCCCGCUGCCCGAGACCUCGCCCGAUUUGCACGCCACGGCGGACCAGACCUGCGCGAUCUUCGAGGGUAUCCGGCUCCUGCUGCUGACAGCACCAUGAGCUCCUCAUCCCGGAGCCAAGCGACCAAGUCUAUCAACCUAAUAACGGUUACAACUGAUUCAGGUACAACGAGGACUAAGAAAUCAUCAACCUAUCAUCGUGGAUUCGAACAACACUUAGCUGAUUAUAGAAUUCAUGCUAUCUGGAACUCGCAGAAACUAGAUCUAGCGGAUACAAAAGCGGUACUGGCUCGCUCGAGAUCAUCGCUCUCGCUCUCUCGUUUCCCAGAUGAUAGCUUCGAAGCCUUCCAAAACGAUAAUUCUCGAGCAAAGGAUGAAAGUGAUAUAUGCAAAUAUAUACUGCCGACUAUUACUGGGCCCUGGAAGGAUAAUUAUCCAUCUGCUGAGAAUAUGGCUUUCGGGAAUCUAGCACCGCUCACUAACGGGACCAUAGUAGCAGCCAAGCCAGAUAUUGCGCUGGGUGCCUGUCCUGAACAACUCAAUCCGACUAUUCGCAGCGAGCUUCAACAUCACAUCAUUCCCUCCACCUCAACGGAUCGGAUUAUCGCACCCAAUUUCUUUCUGGAGGCGAAGGGCCCGAAUGGAUCGACAGCAGUGAUGAUGCGACAGGCUCGGUAUGAUGGAGCAAUCGGUGCCCGGAGCAUGCACAGCCUGCAGAACUAUGGUCGGGAGGAGCCUGUGUACGACGGCCAUGCCUAUACCUACAGCUCAACCUACUAUGAUGGCACACUCAAGAUGUACGCUCAUCAUGCUACUGCGCCUGCAAUAUCAGGAGGCCAGCCCGAGUAUCACAUGAACCAGCUCACUGCUUAUGCCUUAACGAAUAACCGGGAGACCUUUGUUCAAGGAGCUACUGCAUACAGGAAUCUAAGAGACCUAGCAAUGCAGCAGCGAGAUACAUUCAUCGAGGCAGCCAACGCU
Messenger RNA from Cryphonectria parasitica EP155, 1104 nucleotides. RefSeq lists its product as uncharacterized. The annotation marks the transcript as partial. The record is from RefSeq and is a predicted model, not a curated record. The transcript has a single exon. Lineage: Eukaryota; Fungi; Ascomycota; Sordariomycetes; Diaporthales; Cryphonectriaceae.